AUGGAAAUCCUUCAAUUGAAACAAGACUUUCAAGAAUCAACUGAUAAAUACAAUAUUCUAAAUGAAAAACUGACUGAUUCUUUAAAACAAAUCAAUUCUCUUAAAACCGAGAAUAAAAGACUGAUAUGGAAUAUGGAUUCUAUCAAAGUUGCUAGAAAACUAAGUGAUGAUAUUUUCACAAAGGAAAACACCUUAGGAACUGACAAAAUUGAUACGAAUUAUAGACCAGGAACUGGAAGAGAAUCCUUUGAAAUUAAACAAGCAAAAGAGGAAAACAUGACGCAUUGUGAAAACUUUGCAUCUACUCUACCAGAUCUUUUUACAUCUGUUAAUGUGGAAGAUUCAGAUGACGAAACAGUUAUCAACUAUAGUCCAGAUGAUACUGCUUUCAGUGUACUUAAUGCUGGAGAACCCAAUGAUGAUACAUGGUAUAUUGAUAGUGGCUGCUCCAAGCAUAUGACAGGAAAUCGGAACUACUUACAUGACUGCAAACCUAUACAGACCAAUCAAGAUGUUACCUUCGGAAACAACAUGAAAGCAAAAAUCAAAGGUUAUGGAAACAUAACAAAUGGUAGAUUUACCAUAAAGAAAGUUGCCUUCGUCGAUGACCCGAAACACAACCUCAUCAGUGUUUCUCAACUAUGUGAUAACAAUCUUGAAGUUCUUUUCACCAAACAACGAAGCUUGAUCAUGGACACCAAAACCAAAGAUGUUAUAGUUGAUUCUGACCGUGCCGGAAAUAUGUAUCCACUUGACAUGGAUCUUAUCUUUGGUAAACCCAUAUAUGUCUUCUAUCUAAAGCCCCAACAUAUAUUAGUUGGUUAUGGCAACGUCGCCUUUCCCAUCUAA
Lactuca sativa (garden lettuce) is the source of this 849-nucleotide messenger RNA. Lineage: Eukaryota; Viridiplantae; Streptophyta; Magnoliopsida; Asterales; Asteraceae. The record is from RefSeq and is a predicted model, not a curated record.